AUGGACUAUAAAAAUGAAGAAGAUAUUAAUGAAGUCAAUAAAUAUAUAUUUAGCUUAUAUCCAAAAAUAAGUACGGGAUUAGAUCAUUAUGCAUGUAUUGCAUAUUCAAAGAAAAAGCCAAGUGUCUAUUGUUGGGGUGGGAAUAGUAGCAAUCAGUUAGGAGUUGGUAUAAAUAUACGAUAUUGUGAAAAACCAACUAUUGUUAAUUUUUUUGAAAAUUUUAUAGCUUGUUCAGUUUGUUGUACAAAUUAUUCAACAUAUGUUUUAGUUAAAGAGAAUUUAAAUGAUGAAGGAUGCUUUGUUUAUUCAUUUGGAAAAGGCAACAAUGGUUUAUUAGGUUAUAACAAGCAUAGGAAAAUUAUCGAUGAUUCAAAAUCGGAAAUCGGUCAGAAAAAUGAAGGGAAAAAAGGAAAAAAUGGCGAAAAAAAUGGCGAAAAAAAUUUUGAAAAAAAAUUUGGAAAAAAUGUUGACAGAAAUCUUCUCACCGCUUUUGGAGUUAGCGCAGGAGUAGAAUCGUCUCUUAGCAGUUUGAUGAGUUUCGAUUAUGAUCGAAUUUCAAGUGAUGAUAAAAGUGAUGAUAAAAGUGAUGAUAAAAGUGAUGAUAAAAGUGAAGAUUGUGAAAAUAAGCAAGAGGGUGUUCAUAGUGAGUUAAGCAAAAGUUCACAGAGUAGUAAUUCAACAAGUCUUAUGAAUAAAAAUGAAGAGAUGGAUAGAGAUGAUAAAAUAAAAGACGAAAAAGCUGAUUGGUUUACGCCAUUUCCUAUAAAAAUACGAUUCCCUGAAUAUACAAAAAUAAAAUAUAUUUCAUGUGGAGAUAUGCAUACAUUAGCAAUUUCAAUAAAUGGUAUUUUAUAUGGAUGGGGAUCAAAUAGCUUUGGAUGUGUUGGAAAUGGAACAUAUACAAAUGUUUAUGAGCCAACUCGAAUAUAUUUAGAAAAAUGUUCGAUAAAAAAGAAAAAUGAUGAUAAUCCAUAUCAAUAUAAAUUUUAUAAUAAUUCAAAAGAUAAUAAUUAUGGUUAUUUAAAAAAUAGUGUUAUUCAUUGUUCUGCUGGAAGCAAACAUAGUUUAGCAUGCACAAUAGAUGGAAAUGUAUAUAGUUGGGGUUUUGGGGGUAAUGGACGGUUAGGAUUAGGAAAUAUAAAAAAUUAUAAUACACCACAAAUAAUUAAUAAAUUAAAAAAUAAAAAAAAAAUAAUAUUUGUAUGUGCAGGAGUAUCACAUUCUAGUUGUGUAGACACAGAUUAUAAUGUUUAUACAUGGGGUAGUGGAAAAUUUUAUAAGUUGGGACAUGGUAAUGAUAGUGAUUUAUUAUAUCCACAAAAAGUCGAAUUUUUCAAUUUUGAUAAAAAAAUAUUUAUGGUUAGUUCAUCAUGUUUUAAUUCAAUAGCUUUAAAUGUUAAUGGUGAUGUUUAUAUAUGGGGAACAUUUUAUAUUUCAAAAAAUGGUAAUAAUAAUAUUUACAUUUGUAAAACGCCCAAGUUAAUAAAUACAAACUAUAAAUGUAUUUAUGUAUAUGCAUCUAUUUAUUUACUAUUUGGUAUAACAUUAGUUGGAGAUUUAAUAAUGUUUGGGAAUAACUAUUAUAAAAAUAUAAAUAGUAAUGAAAUCAUAUUAGAUAAUAUUGAUACUGGUUCAGAAUCAGAUGAUAAUGUGAUUGAUCAUAUUAUUGAGGAAAGAAAAAAAAACAAUAAAUUUGAAAAUGAUGUUUAUAAACAUGUUGAUAAUUUGGAAAAUUCAUACAAUAGUUAUAUACACAAAUUAAAUGAAAAAAAAACAAAAAAUAAUAACAUAUAUAUUAACACUUUUUAUAAAAAAGAUAAAAAUAUCAAAAUAAUAUAUAUAAAAGAAUUAAGAGGAAAAAUAUAUAUAAAAGAUGUAAUUACGGAUUUUUACAAUUUAAAUAAAACAGUUACAAAUGAAAUAAUUAUAGCAAAAAAAAUAUUCCAAAAUAAAGAUAAUGAAUGUGUAGGACCUUUAUUUGGCGAAAUUGAUAAUACUGGAUUGAAAAUAAAAUCUAAAGUAAAAAUUAUAGAUGGUAAUGAUUAUUUUAGUAUAUUUUUAAUAGAAAAUGGGAAAGUGUAUGGGUCAGGGUUGAAUAAAAAUGGAGAAUUGGGAACAGGUGAAUAUAAUUUAAAUAAAAAAUAUUUGAUUCCUAUAAAUAUAAAUAUAUGUGUAAAUAAAAUAACUAAAAUAGUUUGUGGAAAUGAUUAUGUAUUAGCUUUAAACGAUUUAGGAUAUGUAUAUGGAUGGGGUAAAAAUAAUAAAAGUCAAUUAGGAGUUGGUAUUACAACAGAUUUUUAUGAACCUGUACAUGUAAAAUCAUUAAGUAAUGUUAUUAAGAUAUAUGCAGGAUAUGAUCAUAGUGCAUGUAUUGUUAAUAAUAAUUUUUAUUCUAAUAAUGAAAAUGAAGAAAAUAUUGAAUGUGGUGAUUUAUAUAUAUGGGGUAAUGCCGAAAGUGGUAAAGUUGGGUUAGGUAAUGAAUAUAUACAAGGGUUUAUAUUAUUACCAAGAAAAAUUAAUUUAAUAAAAAAAAUAUAUAAAUGUUCUUUAGGAACUAGCCAUAGUUUAUUUUUAACUGAAAAUAAUGAAUUAUAUGUAUGUGGUAAUACAAAUAAUGGACGUUUAGGUAUAUCAAAUGAAAUACAAAAUAAAAACAAUGAUGAAAAUGUAGAAAAUAAAAUUAGUGAACAAAUUUCGAUUUUAAGUUAUCCUAAACAUGUUAAACUAAAUGAAGAUAUAUAUAUAAAAGAUAUAUUAGCUGGAUCUACAUAUAGUAUAAUAUUAGGAAUUGAUGGUUUUAUAUAUAUAUGUGGAGAGUUUAUAAAAAAUAAUAUAUUUCAUAAAAAAUUUACAUUAUAUAAUAAAAUAAGUAAUAUAAAAACAAUGGUUGGAAAAUAUCAACAUAUUCUUUUUUUAACAUAUGAUAAUAAAAUAUUUGGAUUAGGUGAUAAUAGUUAUUUUCAAAUUUUGAAUAAUAAUAAAAAAGAGACAUAUAUAGAAACACCAGUUUUAGUUCCUUAUUUUUUAAAACAUAAUGUGGAAAAAAUUUAUUCCUUUAAAAAUGUAAGUUUUGCUCAGCUAGCUAAUAAUGAUAUAUAUGGAUGGGGAUAUUCAAAAAAUGGACAUUUAGGUAUAGGACUAAAAAAUGUAGUAUAUAUUAAAAAUCCGAUAAAUAUUAUAAAAACAUGGGUUGGCUAUGAAAGUGGAGAGAAUGAAAAUGGAGAAAAUGAAAGUGGAGAAAAUGAGAAUGGAGAAAGAAUUAUAAACAAUGAAUAUAUUUUUUCACAAAAAUAUAAUAUUCAUACAAACUGGAAUGAAAUAAAUAUGGUAAAAAAACAAAUAAGAAAUAAAGAGCGUUUCAUGAAUUAUUUAAUAUAUAAUAAUUAUUAUGAGGAACAAAUUGAACGAUUUAUAUUUCAAGUUCAAAAUUUAGAAAAUAUAAUAAAUUGGGAAUAUAUACAAAUAUUAUUAAAAAGUGAAGAAUAUAAUAAUAGUUUAAAUUAUAUAAAAAAUUAUGAAAAGGAUUUAAUAUAUUUAUAUACUAAACAUGUGAAAUUUUUAUUAAAUUUAAAAAAAUGUGAAAAAAAAUAUAAUGAUUUAUAUAUUAAUUUACAAAAUUAUAUUUUAUCUCAUAUAUCUUAUAUGAAUGAAACAUUACCAAAUAUUAUGUACACAAAUAAUACACACAUUUUUGAUAUGAAUAGAAAACAUGUAGAAAAAUUUAUUUAUAUAUUACAGCAGCAACCAUUAUAUUUAAUUAUUAUGUGUCUUAUACAUAAUUAUAAAAAUAUUAAAAAUUUGAAAAAAAUCGUAUUUGAAAAGUGUAAGGAUAAGACAAAUUUUGAUAAUUCAGUAAAAACUAAUUAUAAUUUAAACACAUUAAAACAUGGAUAUGAUUAUGACACAUUCGAUGAGAGAACAAAAAUAUAUACAGUUUCAGAUAUAAAAAAAAAACAUAAGUUUUAUAAAAAUAGUACAAACAUUUUAUGUUCAUUUAUAUUUGAUUUAUAUUAUGAUUUAAGAAAUAAAAGAAUACUUAAUAUUUUUACAAUUUUUUUAAUAAAACUUGGAAUUGAAGAAAUGAAAAAUUGUUUACAUAUUGAAUCAUUAUAUAAAGUAGAAACUUCGAUUUUUUUUAUAUUAAUUAGAAUGUUAUUUAUGAAAAAUGAGGUUUUAUCCAAAUUUUCAAAUUCUAUAGCAAAUAUGAACAAUAAAAAUUCUUUUGUCAGAUUACUAGAUGUUAUGUCUAGGAAAAGAAAUCCUUCAAACAAGUUACACAACCAUGAAUUGACAAAGGUUUCUUUUCUAGGUACUCCCAAAAUAGAAUCUAAUGAAAUAAAUUCUGACCAUUUAGAUGCAUAUAACCAAAGUGAUAUAAAUAUAGAGAACCCAAAUUACAUUCAUAAUAAUGUCAUAAUAAAUAUGGAAAACAAAAUUGAAGAACAUACAGAAUUAAAAAAUGAAAAUAAUAAAAUAGAGAAUGAGCCACGAAAUUCUAUUAAAACGUUUGUUGAAAUAGAGGAUGAAGAAAAAAACAAAAAAUUUAUACAAUUUAUAAAAGGAAAAAAUAAUGAUGAAAAUAACAAAAAAAUGUAUAAUUACAAUUUUGUUAAUAAUAUGAAACCAAUAAUGAAUAACAAUCUUAUGAUUGAACAAAAUGUAAAAAAUAAUUUUAAAACAGAGAAAAGACAAUAUGUAUCUGAAGAAGAUGAAAAUGAAAUAAAAUUAGAUGAAAAAAAUAUUCUUGUGGAAAUAGAUCUUGUACAUGUAUUUAAAGAAUUAUGUAAAAUAUUUGAAAAGAUUGAUUUUCCAGAAAUAUUUAAAAUUAUUAUAAAAUAUUUAUUUAAAUAUUUUUGUAUAUAUGAGAAAAAUAUAAAUAAAGAAGAAAAUAAUAAACAAAAAAAUAAAAUUUAUUUUGUAAAUGACAAUAUGGUUGUAUAUCUACCUUUUUUUAAUUUAACUCUUAUGGCAAUUAUAUUACCAAUAUUAAAUAAUAUUAAAAAAAUAUCAGAAAAAUAUUAUUACCCUUCUAUUCCUACACACAUUGUAAAAACAUGUGAUCGAAUAUGUGAAUUUAUACAAAUUUUAUAUUUAAAUAAAUUUGAAUCUUUAAAUAGUUAUAAUUUAAAAAAUAGUUUUAUUUCUGUAAAAUAUAUAUUUGAAAACACAUUUAAUUCUUUUACACACAUUUUAAAUAAUUUUAUACAAAAUACUAAAUGUGAUAUAUAUGCUAAUUUAUAUAUUGAUAUAUUUCAUUACCAUUUGGAUACGAAACCAUAUUAUGUUCAGCUAAAGUUAUUCCAAUUAUGUCAUAUUUUUAAUUUAUUUUUCCGUUUCCAAAAUUAUAUAGCAUUAUCUUUUGACGACCCAGUUAUUAAAAUUAUUAAUUUAUUUUACAAAUAUAAGACAGAUAAUAUAUUAGCUAAUGGGCUAAAAACAUGUAGGCCCAUUGAAAUGGAUAAUAUGGAAAAUGUAUUGAAUAGUGAGAAAAGCGAUAAUGUUCAUAUAGAAAAAGAAUGUGAAAAAAGAGAUAGUAUUCGUGUAGAAAAAGAAUGUGAAAAAAGAGAUAGUGUUCGUGUAGAAAACGAGUGUGAAAAAAGAGAUAGUGUUCGUGUAGAAAAAGAGUGUGAAAAUUUGUUAUCCGACCCAAUUAAAAGUAAUGCACCAUUAACAAACAAAAUAAAAGAAAAAAAAAGCUUAUUAUAUAAUCUUAUAAAAAAACAAAAAAAGGGGAAAGACAAAGACAAUAUAAUAGAAAAGGGAAAUAAACGAAUCAUCGAAAUAAACAAUAAUACAAAUAAUUCUAAUCAACAUACAAAUACGAAAAAUGAAAUAAAAUAUCUUAAGGAUAUAAAUAGUAACCAUAGUGGAAAAAAAAAAAAAAAAAAAUUAAUCUUUGAUGAAAUUGAAAUAGAAUUUUUUAUAAAAUGUAAAUUAAUAUAUAAUUUUAAAAUAGAUAUUCGAUUUUUAUUGACAGAACAAAAUAUAAGUAUAUGCCAAUUUACAAAAAUACCAAUGCCUCAAUAUAUGGCAUAUCGAAAAAGUGGAUGUAUUGAAAAUAACGAAUAUAUAUUUUCUUUUAUACAUAGUUAUAAUUGUAAAAAAGAUAAUAUAUAUAUUAUAUCAGAGUGUUUUAAAAAUUGUCCACUUUUUGAAGAUUGUGAUGAUACUAAUAAUUUAUUAUUAAAAUUAAAGGAACUUAAAACAUAUUAUGUUUCAUUACAUGAACAAGAUGAAAUAAAUUUGGUACAUUUUAUUAAAAAGGUUAUUGAUAUAUUUGUGUCUGAUGAAAUGAUAUAUGUUGAUUUUUUUGAAGAUUUUCCUCCUAAUUUAUAUAUUAAAAAAUUUAAAUAUGAUAAAAUUGAAAAAUCAAAAUAUGAUCAAGAAUAUUUAGCUAUGAUCCAAAAUACUUAUGAUAAAAAUACUUUUUUUAAAGUCAAAUGGAGAAAUAUAGCUAUCCAGCUAGCUAUAAAUAUUUUAAAAAAAAAAAAACAUAUGAAUUAUUUAAAAAAAUUAUAUGAACAGCAAGAAGAAAUUGAACAAUUAAUUUUAAAUUAUAAAUAUAAUAUGAAAAAAAAUAUGAAUAUGUUAAAAAAUGCUCUUAUUUUUGUUUCAAAACUUUUAAUAGAAAAACCAAUAUUAAUAAAUGCUAUUAAUUUUAAGAAAGACUUAUAUUUUAUUAAGUUAAAAAAAGAAAAAAAUAUUUUAAAGUUAGCCAAAUCAAAUAACACACCAUAUGAUAUAUCUACUGUACGUAGUUAUCCUAUUAAAAUGUUAAUAAAUAAUUCAUUAAUUACAAAUAUUAACAAAUUAUUAAAACCGGUAUUGGAUUAUUUAACUAUUGAAAUACAAUUAUGUUUAGACAAUGUAAUCAAAUUAAAUUUGGUGUUAAAUAAAGAUAAAAACCGAAGCACAAUUAGCAAUCAUACUUUUAUAAGUACAGAUAUAUAUAUUAUGUAUAACGGUUCUCCAUUUUUAUCAUAUCCUCUUUUCAACUAUAAUAAAACCUAUUUGUGCUUAAUAAAUGGGUUUAACCUUGUACACCUUUUACAUGACCUUAUCACAGAUUUAUAUUGA
Molecule: messenger RNA, 7077 nt
Organism: Plasmodium yoelii
Lineage: Eukaryota; Apicomplexa; Aconoidasida; Haemosporida; Plasmodiidae
Product: guanidine nucleotide exchange factor, putative
Exons: 1
Coding region: 1-7077 (2358 amino acids)
Source: RefSeq, a predicted model, not a curated record